ACUUUCUUUUGGAGAGAGUGAGCGGCAGGGAGCCUGUCUGUCACCCUCCGCAGCUAUGGACUGAUUUAACGACAUUUGCAGAAGUAAAGUCCUUUAUUCUGCGCGGUGGAGGAGCCUAACGCAGACGCAUCUUCGCUCAGUGAGAUGCCUAACAGUGACACCUGGCCUCGUGCCGUCUCCGUGGAAACUAUCAGUAACAUGGACAGUGCCCGCAGCUGUGACAGUGUCAUCAGUAUCAACUCUGCCUGUAGUGAGGACAGUAUGGAGCACCUGUCUGCAGAGGAGAAGGCCUGUCUCAUGUAUCUAGAAGAAACCAUUGAGUCUCUGGAUCUACAGGAGGACAGCGGCUUCUCCAACGAUGAACCUGAUCCAGCCAAUUUGAGGAGGAAACAUGGCGGUUCGGAGUCUGUACCUGAGCCUAGUAAUAUUCUAAGCAUGCUGGCACAAAGUAGAAGUGGCAAAACUGAAGCAUCCAGUGAGCUUGACAAUCCUGAUGUACAGUCCUCUGGCUCUGACUCUGACUCCGACAGUGACGUCCCUUCACACAUCCCCCCUGACCCCAUACGUGCACGUCCAGAGUCCACCUCAGGGAGCACCACACCUGUUCCCGAACACAGCACAGAGCUCAGUUUAUCCGCUGAUAGAGAGCCACAGAGCAGCCUUGGAGAGACUGAGCUGUCUGCUAAACCCUCCAGUGAAACGGACAUGCCGUUCAUCCCUCCUCCAUCAGAUUUCAUGGAUGAACCAAACUCUUCUUCUUCUCCACAGACGCACAGUGCAGUCUCUUCCCCUGCUCCCAGGCCCACCAUUGACCUGGAGGUGCUCAGACGCAGAGCAGCGGCAAAGAGUAGUCCAAUGAGUCCCCCAUUAAGCCCUCUCAGUCCUGUUCCUGUAAACUCCGCUCCUAUAAACCCCAGCCCUAUCAGUCCUUCUUCUGCAAACCCCUCCCCUAUAAGUCCUAUCUCUCCAAGUCUCGCCUCUCCAAGUACCACCUUUCCAAGUCCCACCUCUCCAAGUCUCGCCUCUCCGAGUCUCACCUCUCCAAGUACCACCUUUCCAAUCUUCGCCUCUCAGGAAAAGCUUGCUGCUGAGCUGUCCUCUCCUCUGUCCUCAGACCCCUCCAGUCCUCAAACAAUUGCUCCACCUGGACCAGCUGAGCCUAAAAGCCCACCUGCUGUUGCUCCCAAACCCAAGAGGCUGCCACCAAAUAUUAUCCUAAAAUCCCACAAAUCCGCAGGAGGCCAUGAGAGCUCCAUGGGACACCUGUCUCCGAGCAUGUCCGGGCCGGCGAUGGACCCCCAGAAGGUGCGCAUGGAGGCUCUGAGGAAACUUGGUCUUCUUAAGAGUGAUGAGUAUGAUUCAGGCCCUGCUACUAAACCUCUGCAAACCAGAAGGUCAUGGGCCUCCUCUCCUGUCAGCCCUCCUCCUCUCAAGUCUGCUCCUCCAUCAGUGCCUUCUGCACACACACCUGUUCAGACCCCCUCCUCUCCCUGUCAUGUCCCAUCUGAGCCUCUCCCUGACAUUAUCCCAGUGCCCGCUGCUUUCAGUGAUGAUGGGUUUAUGGAGGUCAGUGGCUCUUCUCUUCUGGAAAAGAAGCUCUCGUCUUUAUCCGGAGGAGUGAAGUCAGCCACACUGGAGCGCUCAGGCCUGGGUCUGAGCAGCUACAUCGAGUCCCUGGAGCAAGACAAACAGACUCUGGGUCAGCUGCGGAACAGCCGCCCGCGCCCAGCCUCUCUGGGCAGUGGGAAAGACUUCUCCAGUGCAGGGGGUAUGGCCAGCACAGAGGCAGGGUGUGGAAGGCCCGCCCCCUCCAGCUCUCAGCCCUCUGACAAUUCCCAGAAGCUGCCGCGCUCUCAGGGCAUAAGUGUGCUCAUCUGCCCCCGGGGGCAGAGCGAGGAAUCACGUCGUGCUGCACUCAAGAAACUGGGGCUGCUCAGAGACUGAAUGAAAGGCGUUCACUGGACUCACCUGUCAGGGGAAAAAAAGAAAUAUACUUUGAAACAUAAUUAGCAUUAUAAAGACUAUUCUAUAUCACAAUGUAAAUACUAUGACUUUUAUUGCAAAAAAAUCUGUUAAAAAAAUCAUUAAUCAAAGUAUUCAGAGCUUCAGACCUUUCACACAAGUGAAUGUAUAUUAUUGCUAAUUAAAAUGUAGUUGCUGCUUAAUUAAAACAUUCCAUUUACAGUAGAUUAUUGCCUUCUCCUCUUCUGUGUACUGCUUAAGUAGGCCACAUAUAAAAGGCCCUGUGCUUUCACUUUAUCUUCAUUUUAUGAAAUAUUUUCUAUGAUUUAAUGCUGCUGAAUGUGAAAGAAGUUAUUGCUCACAACAGAACAGCAGGGGAGGCAGAGAAUUGCUAAACAGUAUGUCUUAUUGAGAAUGUGCAUUUGUUUGCAUACGUGUGUAAUUUUAACAUAUUCCAACUCUUGUGUGUUCAGUGAAACAUCUCUGAUUUAAAGCAGCAUUCCCAUCGUGGUUAUCAAGUACUCUACUGAGAACUGGAGCGACUGGUUUCUCACUUUCAGGUUCAUCCUUUUAUUCAACACAAUGACUGCUCAUAAAGGAGCAUUUAUAAAUAGCUGGAAAUGUGCUGGAACAUGUGCAACAAAAACACCCUUAUUUUACCCGUACUUAUUUCUGUUAAUUUGUGUUUGAAAUGUCAACCAAGUUCCUCCAAAUUUGUAUUGGAGGUCUAGGAAACUGUUCUUUGCCCCAUUUCUCUAAAUGUAACAGUUUGCAUCUUUUUAUAUUAUUGCCCAUUUCCUCCAUAAUUGUAUAGUCAGUGGUUUUGUGUUGUUUGCGCAGUAAACACAGUAAAGCAGGGGAGCAGCUGAUGUGCUGCUGUGUGGUUGUUCUUUAUGCAGUUGAUGGUAUGUUGGUAUGUGAACUAUCUCUGCUUCCACCUGGCUCAGACCUGAUUGACGGGGACUGCGUGACACCGGAGGAACUUUCACUGCUUACAUCACCAACCUCAACCCAGUGCAAGGAAUGAAGCCUGCUCUGGUUUGGAAUGACAGUGACUUAAAGUAGUCAUUUUAUUAACAACAUCAAAUCAAACCAGCCAGGUUUUGUUCAUGCUUUACCAAAAAUGUUGAAAAGUUUUUGACAUUUACAAGUAUCUAAAGUGAAAUUGUUGUCAAAUAAGCAGCUAAAAGUGGUGGAAGUGUAAUCAGAUACAGGGUUAAGUCAUAAGAUUACGCAAUAUAUCAUUUUUUGCACCAAAACACUGACGAAAAAUGUAUUAAAGACAUGUACGGUUCAAGCUUUUCUUCUCUUUUUUGAAUAAAAAAAAAUUAC
This is a messenger RNA of Periophthalmus magnuspinnatus, 3294 nucleotides long. Its product is annotated as specifically androgen-regulated gene protein-like. NCBI's taxonomy places the organism in Eukaryota, Metazoa, Chordata, Actinopteri, Gobiiformes, Gobiidae. The transcript has 4 exons. Bases 145 to 1944 code for a protein of 599 amino acids. The record is from RefSeq and is a predicted model, not a curated record.